Molecule: messenger RNA, 918 nt
Organism: Solanum verrucosum
Lineage: Eukaryota; Viridiplantae; Streptophyta; Magnoliopsida; Solanales; Solanaceae
Exons: 2
Coding region: 1-918 (305 amino acids)
Source: RefSeq, a predicted model, not a curated record
AUGGGAAGAGAGAAACGAGCUUGUCAAGGUAAACAACACUUCAGCCAUCCACACAUCUUGAAACCAAUUGUCAAUCCAACUGAAACUCUCACUUGCAAUGCUUGUGAGCAACCAAACAUUACUAGUAAUUUCUAUGGCUGCAAUACCUGCCAAUAUUACCUCCACCAAAACUGCCUCAACGCUCCGCGUUUUCUUGAUCAUUCUUCUCAUCCUUCUCACCACUUGACCCUUCUCCCAACUCCGACUUACUCGAAUCGUUCUUACACUUGCAAGGCUUGUGCCUCUGCUGGAAAUGGUUUUAGUUUUAGCUGUGCACGUUGUGAAUUCGAUGUCCACAUGCACUGUGCUCUUUUGCCCCAAACUGUCUUCCUGUCCCAGCACCAUCAUCAUGAUCUUGUGCUCAUAUUUGAAUCCCCUUUUUAUGAUGAUGCCGAUGAUGAAAGCACCGUUUUUGUUUGUGAUCUCUGUCGCGACAAUGUUGAUCUUAAUAACUGGUUUUAUUAUUGUGCUGAUUGUGAUUUUGGUACACAUCUCGAAUGUGCCAUUUCUAAAUCUGUCAGCGAACAAGAACGUCCGGAACUGUUGGGCAACAAACCAAGAGAAAAUCCAGUAGUAAUCAGGAAAACAGAGGAGGUACCCAUCAAGAACGAAAAAGAAAUCAAUCAAGAAGAAGAGGCAGAGGAAGAAGAAGAAGAUACUCUAUUUGCUUGUGAUAUCUGCAAUAUCAUAAUGGACUCGGACGAAUCUUUGUACUAUUGCGCUGAUUGUGAUUUCGUGUUGCACUUGCAAUGUGCAUCUCCUGAUGCUGAUGUUUCCCCCACAUCACAGCAGCAUCGAAAUCCAAAUUAUCCAAUUCCAAAUCCAAAUCGAACAGUGGAGAUGAUAAAUUAUGUGACGAAUAAAGUUAAAAAAAAAUGA